AUGUCCACCAGGAGAGCAUCGCGUUCUUCGCAGCCAUCAAGUGUUGCCGGUAUGAGCGAUGAACAGAUAUCUGACCUCUUGUCCAAGUUACGACAGCUCAUUCCUCAGCUCCGCACCAACCACACAGAUAAGGUAUCAGCAUCAAAGCUGCUGCAAGAGACAUGCAACUACAUCAGAAGCUUGCACAGAGAAGUGGAUGAUCUGAGCGACCAGCUCUCGCAGCUUUUGGCUUCGACCGACAGAGACAGCGAUCAAGCGGCCAUCAUCAGGAGUCUACUUCUAUGA
Eucalyptus grandis is the source of this 285-nucleotide messenger RNA. RefSeq names its product transcription factor PRE6. The record is from RefSeq and is a predicted model, not a curated record. Gene Ontology annotation, molecular function: protein dimerization activity. Bases 1 to 285 code for a protein of 94 amino acids. Gene Ontology annotation, biological process: regulation of DNA-templated transcription; regulation of growth. The transcript has 2 exons. Lineage: Eukaryota; Viridiplantae; Streptophyta; Magnoliopsida; Myrtales; Myrtaceae.